AGAAGAAGAAGAAGACGAAGAAGACGAGCCGCAUCCUAAACACAUCCAUGCAAAACAACUUGGUUAUUUGACCGUUUAUGUCCAGACACCACUAGCGGGACAUUUUAAAAGGUGCAGCAUGCAGCAGGACGACAUGUCCGCUGACGCUGUGGUCACUGUCCGGCUGGUCAGGUCCUUCGAGCACAGAAACUUCAGACCUGUCGUGUUUCACCAAGUCACUUUAGACCAGACGGUGCAGGACUUCAUGCAGCUGGUCAGAGACGAUGUAGCCAAAAGAGUAGGACUUCCUCCUCCUUUCAAGAAAUACGCUUAUGACACAAUGAAGAUUGUACACCAAGCACAUGGAGCAAAGACUAAUGAGUUAGUGAUGAGUUUAGCAGACGAUGAAAAGCUCAUUCUGCAAGAUGGCCAAACCCUUCGAGCUGCUGGCAUUGCAAAUGAAACAGAAGUUGCCUUCUUCAGGAAAGAAGACUAUGGCCUCUAUAAAGCAAAUCCCCAAACGGCUUGGUGACAACAGUAUUUUACUUACUUCGCUUACUUUAGCUAUGUUGGGAAUUCAUAGGUCAAAGGCCAAACUCCACUAGAAACAACAGGAAAACAAGAAUGAUCCCAUCAUGUUUAUAUCACACAGAUCUUAUUUGAGGUUGUUUUAAAAACUGAAGCUUUUUAUCCAAUACAUUACUGCUAUGUUUUUAUUUCCCUUUUUCUUGUUGUUGUGACCAGGGAAAUCAAUUUUCAAAGUUCUUUUAUAUUAUGCUGAAUAAAGAUUUCUGACAAAAAUU
Messenger RNA from Centropristis striata (black sea bass), 782 nucleotides. It is a transcript of the gene c10h2orf76, whose product is annotated as chromosome 10 C2orf76 homolog. NCBI's taxonomy places the organism in Eukaryota, Metazoa, Chordata, Actinopteri, Perciformes, Serranidae. The record is from RefSeq and is a predicted model, not a curated record. The transcript is spliced from 5 exons. Bases 119 to 511 code for a protein of 130 amino acids.